Molecule: messenger RNA, 2870 nt
Organism: Sorex araneus (European shrew)
Lineage: Eukaryota; Metazoa; Chordata; Mammalia; Eulipotyphla; Soricidae
Gene: DUSP7
Product: dual specificity phosphatase 7
Exons: 3
Coding region: 138-1388 (416 amino acids)
Biological process (GO): protein dephosphorylation; negative regulation of MAPK cascade
Cellular component (GO): cytoplasm; cytosol
Molecular function (GO): MAP kinase tyrosine/serine/threonine phosphatase activity; protein tyrosine/threonine phosphatase activity
Source: RefSeq, a predicted model, not a curated record
CCGGGAGGCGGGGAGGCCGGGGCGGCGGGCGCGGCGGGCGCGCAGCUCGGCGGGAGGCGGGCGCCCGGAGUCGCGGCCGGGGGCGCCGUCCCAGGACAGGGCUGCCCGGCCCCGGCCCCGGGCCGCCCGCGCUCCCCAUGAAAAACCAGCUCCGCGGCCCCCCAGUGCGGGCGCACAUGUCGGCCUCGGGGGCGGCGGCGGCGGCGGCGGGGUCGGAGCCCGGUGCGGGGCCCGGGGGCGGCGCGGGCCCCGGGGCGGGUGCGGCGACGGCGGCGGGGGCCAUGCCCUGCAAGAGUGCCGAGUGGCUGCAGGAGGAGCUGGAGGCGCGCGGCGGCGCGUCCCUGCUGCUGCUCGACUGCCGGCCGCACGAGCUCUUCGAGUCGUCGCACAUCGAGACGGCCAUCAACCUGGCCAUCCCGGGCCUCAUGUUGCGCCGCCUGCGCAAGGGCAACCUGCCCAUCCGCUCCAUCAUCCCCAACCACGCCGACAAGGAGCGCUUCGCCACGCGCUGCAAGGCGGCCACCGUGCUGCUCUACGACGAGGCCACCGCCGAGUGGCAGCCGGAGCCCGGCGCGCCCGCCUCGGUGCUCGGCCUGCUCCUGCAGAAGCUCCGCGACGACGGCUGCCAGGCCUACUACCUCCAAGGUGGUUUUAACAAGUUCCAGACUGAGUACUCGGAGCACUGCGAGACCAACGUGGACAGCUCGUCCUCGCCGAGUGGCUCACCACCCACCUCUGUGCUGGGCCUGGGGGGCCUCCGAAUCAGCUCCGACUGCUCGGACGGGGAGUCAGAUCGCGAGCUGCCCAGCAGCGCCACUGAGUCCGACGGCAGCCCUGUGCCCUCCAGCCAGCCGGCGUUUCCCGUCCAGAUCCUGCCCUACCUCUACCUCGGCUGUGCCAAGGACUCUACCAACCUGGACGUGCUCGGCAAGUACGGCAUCAAGUACAUCCUCAACGUCACGCCCAACCUGCCCAACGCCUUCGAGCAUGGUGGCGAGUUCACCUACAAGCAGAUCCCCAUCUCCGACCACUGGAGCCAGAACCUCUCCCAGUUCUUCCCCGAGGCCAUCAGCUUCAUCGACGAGGCCCGCUCCAAGAAGUGCGGCGUGCUGGUGCACUGCCUGGCCGGCAUCAGCCGCUCGGUGACCGUCACCGUGGCCUACCUGAUGCAGAAGAUGAACCUGUCACUCAAUGACGCCUAUGACUUUGUCAAGAGGAAAAAGUCCAACAUCUCACCCAACUUCAACUUCAUGGGGCAGCUGCUGGACUUCGAGCGGACGCUGGGGCUGAGCAGCCCGUGUGAUAACCACACACCCAGCGAGCAGCUCUACUUCUCCACGCCCACCAACCACAACCUGUAUCCCCUCAACACGCUUGAGUCCACGUGAGGCCCGGGACCCAAGGCACUGGGUGCCAGCCCCUCCCCAGCCUUCUCGGGGGGACAGGUCCACACCCGCUGCAUCCAGUCUCAGGGGCUCGUGGAUGCUGCCUGGGCCCAGGGGUGCAGUCCACGGUGACAGGGCUUCCUCCGCCAUCUGGGAGGCCGGCCUGCGGCAAAGCCUCCAUCGGCAGGACUUCCCGGGGAGCCCCUAGCUCUCGGACAUGUGGUGUGGGGGGUCCUCGUCUCAGAACACUCCUUUCUGCUGUCGACCCAACCAGUUUGGCUCUUUCUAAAGACACACCCACAGACCUGAGUUUACUUUUUACUGUUGGCAGGUAAACCCAUGCUCCCUGGAGCACAGACAGUGUCCAAACUCUUCUUGAUUUUCUUUUUUAACAAAAAGUGUUAUUUUUAGGCAACAUGCAACAGCAGAUUGUACAAAAACCAGUAUUUCAUCCCUUUUUUGAUCCUGCGAGAAAGCGAGAGAGAGCGUGUGCGAGAAAGAAGUGUUCUCAGUUUUUUUCUAUUUCAAAAAGCAAUUAUUGUUGUUGUUGAUUUUUUUUUUUUUAAUGGAAAAGACAAACCCCAUGUUGAUCUUGACCAAAUGCAUUUUGCACAUGUGUGGAGCCUCCGUUUCUGCAGUGGGCCCCGGACGGGGUGGCCUGCUGCUCUGUAGGCUUCGGACCCCCCUGGCGCCCGCCGCGCCCUGCCUGGCACUGCCGUGGCUGCUGCGUGUUGUGACUGGCAGGUCUGCAGUCUUGCUGGGGCAGGAGCAGGUUGGCCCUGCCACGGUCCGGGCUGGUGGCGGCGGAGCCCCAGGACACUGCCAAGCAGUAGCAUUAGCCCUUCGGGAUCAGCGGCUCGGAGGUUGGGCCCUGGGCCCUUUUUAGUACUAUCCACUACUUCUGUCCUGUUUGCUCUUUGUCUGUCACAGAUCGUGGGGGGAACGCUGGAGGGGCGGGGGCGGGGGUCCUGGCCCUGUCUCCCGCGAGUCCCUCUGUCCCUCUGGCUGUGGCUCCCGUCUCCCCCAUCUGUGGACGCCGGCCCUGCUCUCGUUGGCCCAGGCCUUCUGCUCCCAGGAAGCUCGCCCCCAUUUUCAACCCCAGGGCCAGGGUGCGCGGGGUGCCAAGUAGAGGAGCGUGAGGCCCCUGCCACGCCUCGCCCCUGGGAGCCCCAGAACCAAGCCACGGAUCCGUUACUCCCCUCCACUUCCGUUCCUCCUCCCACCUUGGUUCUCCCAGGUGCCAGGACGUCAGGGGGGCCCGGGAGGGGCGAGCAGUCGGGUCCCCAGGGGUGCAGCACUCGCCAUACGAGCAAGGCCACGGAAACUCUGCCCCCACCUGCAUCUUACCUCACGGGGGUGGCUUUCAGGGAUUCUCUAAGGCGUUGGAUUAAAAUCUUGCCACAGUCGAGAAAUUGACAAAAAGCUUCCAUGCUGUACAUGGUUCUCUUUCCUUUUUUUCCUUCUCUUUUUUUUUUUUUUUUUUUU